CACAUUGGAUACACAUUACUUUUAGCUUAAAGUAUUCUGAUUUGGUGGUAAAGAUGUUUUUCUCACCAGCCCGCUGUCUCAUCCUUCUACUCGUCUUAAACUUCACAGAUGCUGGACGGAUUCUGUGGAAGAUCAAGGAGCGUGUGCGUAAUCUCCAGCUGCAGAAAGCCAAGCCGCAUCUCCAGAAGCAGACGGUCAGUGGUCGUCAACCUCUCCAACAUGUUAAGGAGGGCAGGAUUCACCAACAGCUGGACCACUUCAACCGACAAGACGUUAGCACCUUCCCUCAGAGGUUCUUUGUGAAUGAGGCGUACUGGCAACGUCCUGAUGGUCCAGUGUUCCUCUUCAUCGGAGGAGAAGGGCCAAUCUUUGAGUUUGAUGUUCUGGCAGGUCACCAUGUUGACAUGGCUGAAGAGAACGGGGCUUUGCUAUUGGCUCUGGAGCACCGUUUCUAUGGUGACAGCAUUAACCCUGACGGCCUCAAAACGGAGAACCUGGCAGACCUGAGCAGCCAGCAAGCGCUUGCUGACUUGGCUGUUUUCCAACAGUACAUCAGCCAAAACUUUAAUCUGAGCCACAGGAACACCUGGAUCAGCUUUGGAGGCUCGUACUCGGGAGCUCUGUCUGCCUGGUUCAGAGGAAAGUUUCCCCACCUGGUGUAUGGAGCUGUGGCCUCCUCUGCUCCUGUCAAGGCGAAGUUGGACUUCUCUGCCUACAGCCAUAUCGUUGGCUUGAGUCUUACGAACGAAGCAGUUGGUGGCUCAGAAAAGUGUCUGGUGGGUGUGCGGGAAGCCUUUGCUGCUGUGGAAGCACUAAUGAACGGGAAUGCUAGCCAAGUGGCCAUGGAUUUUGGCUGCUGUACGACCCCUAAGAAUCUUGAUGAUCAGAUUGAACUAAUGCAAAACCUGGCUGACAUCGUCAUGGGAACAGUGCAGUACAACGAAGAAGGAGUGCUCAUGUCUAUUAAUGAGCUCUGUGGUGUUAUGACCAAUAAGAGCAAGGCAUAUGAGGAGGAGAUGGAGGCUUACAACCGCCUUGUUAAACUUGCUAAGAUUUACCAUUCCACCAGUGAGGAACCAUGUCUGGGCAUCUCCCAUGAGAAAACAGUGAAAGAUAUGAUGGAUACGUCCCUCCCCUUAGGCAGGAGAGCGGAGAGACAGUGGACUUACCAGACCUGCACCGAGUUUGGCUUCUACCAGACUUGUGAGGAUGCCACUUGUCCGUUCUCUGGGAUGAUGACCCUCCAAGCUCAGACUCAAUUCUGUCCCAUGCUGUUUGGCAUUUCCCAGCAUUCCCUGCCUGGACGCAUUGCUUUCACAAACACUUAUUAUGGAGAAAAUGACAACCCACACACACACAGGGUCCUCUAUGUCAAUGGGGGAGUUGACCCAUGGAAGGAGCUGUCGGUGGUCCAGGAGAGGACAGAGGACGGAGAGGGAGACCACACCAUUUUCAUUAGGGACACUGCUCACUGUGCUGAUAUGAUGAGUAGAAGAGUCACAGACCGCUGCUCACUCAAGAAAGCCAGAGAGGAGAUUGAGAAACAUGUGGUCCGUUGGCUGAAGAUGGCUGCUGCAGGAGAAAAUUAAGAAAAGGACGGUGUGAUCAGUUUACAUUACAUAAAUCCUGAUCAGCUCUCAUCACUGACCCCUGAAACAGAUAAGGAGCAACUAGUGUGCUUGGCUGGUCUGCUUCAUCCUCAUCUUCCUCUAUUUCCUCUCUAAGCCACUCCUGUUCUCCACCUCCGCCCCAUCCAUCCACAACCAUCUCUGCACUGUGCUUGAUCUGUGUGAUUUGGUUUUAUUCCCAAAGGAUUUUUUUGGGGGUUUUCACAGAUGUAUUAAAAGUUGAAAUCAAUUUGGAAUUCCAGAAGAAGUUUUAUUCAUGCUCCU
Etheostoma cragini (Arkansas darter) is the source of this 1892-nucleotide messenger RNA. RefSeq names its product thymus-specific serine protease. Lineage: Eukaryota; Metazoa; Chordata; Actinopteri; Perciformes; Percidae. The transcript is spliced from 13 exons. Gene Ontology annotation, cellular component: lysosome; endosome. Gene Ontology annotation, biological process: proteolysis. Gene Ontology annotation, molecular function: dipeptidyl-peptidase activity; serine-type exopeptidase activity. The coding region runs from base 54 to 1589 and encodes 511 amino acids. The record is from RefSeq and is a predicted model, not a curated record.